This is a messenger RNA of Vanessa tameamea, 759 nucleotides long. RefSeq names its product small ribonucleoprotein particle U1 subunit C (gene snRNP-U1-C). The record is from RefSeq and is a predicted model, not a curated record. Gene Ontology annotation, cellular component: nucleus; U1 snRNP. Bases 148 to 642 code for a protein of 164 amino acids. NCBI's taxonomy places the organism in Eukaryota, Metazoa, Arthropoda, Insecta, Lepidoptera, Nymphalidae. The transcript has a single exon. Gene Ontology annotation, biological process: mRNA 5'-splice site recognition; mRNA splicing, via spliceosome; spliceosomal snRNP assembly. Gene Ontology annotation, molecular function: zinc ion binding; pre-mRNA 5'-splice site binding.
ACGUUUAGUUUUGAUCGUUUUGUAAAAUUGUGAUCAACAAAGCUGAAGCUUUAAGAAAUAACCAUCGUUUAGCGCCUUAAAUUCUAUAAUAUAAUAGACACAUAUUAGGGAAAUACACACAACUUCACAAAUAGUUAUUAAACAAUCAUGCCUAAGUAUUACUGUGACUAUUGUGAUACAUAUUUAACGCAUGAUUCUCCAAGUGUGAGAAAAACACAUUGUACUGGAAGAAAACACAAGGAUAAUGUAAAAUUUUACUACCAGAAAUGGAUGGAAGAACAAGCUCAACACCUUAUUGACGCUACGACAGCUGCAUAUAAAGCUGGGAAAAUUGCACAAAAUCCGUUUGGAAAUAAAGGUGCAGCUAUUCCACCUCCAUGGGAUCCUUCUGUUAUGGGUCCAGGAGGACCUAGGCCACCAGUACCUACACCUGGUGGGCCACCUGGCAUGAUACCACCACCAUCUAUGGGCCCUGGUGGGCCAAUGGCUCCACCAAUGAUGAUGGGUCCUCAUGGUCCUAUGCCUCCUAUGAUGGGCAUGAGACCACCAAUGAUGGGACCACUAAUGGGUCCUAUGGGCCCAAUGGGCCCCAUGGGACAGAUGCGACCACCUUUAAUGAAUGGACCUCCUAUGAAUAAGUAACAUAAGGUGAAAAAGCUUUCAACAAAUAAGUGCAGGAAAGGACUGAUUAAAGAUUAAAUAUAGUAUGUUUGUAAGUUUCAUAUACUUAUAUCAAUUCAUUAAAUAAUUAUAAAAUAU